Molecule: messenger RNA, 1820 nt
Organism: Monomorium pharaonis (pharaoh ant)
Lineage: Eukaryota; Metazoa; Arthropoda; Insecta; Hymenoptera; Formicidae
Product: fatty acyl-CoA reductase wat
Biological process (GO): long-chain fatty-acyl-CoA metabolic process
Cellular component (GO): peroxisome
Molecular function (GO): alcohol-forming very long-chain fatty acyl-CoA reductase (NADP+) activity
Source: RefSeq, a predicted model, not a curated record
GAGUCUCGAGGUCUUAGAUCAGCAUUCUGGGAGAAGCAUUCCGGGAGAAGCAUUCCUUAUACGUUACCAGAGUUAAAGAGAUAAAAAAACUAGAUUUGAUAGAAAGCUGAAUUACUUACCAAUUCCCUGAAACGACAAUCGAGUAUUGCAACAUUAAUUGAAAAUUAAACGCCAGUGAGAUGACGCGAACAAGCAAAGACUACCUUGAAGACAUGUUAGACAUGUCGAACGUUCAGGAUAUUGAUAGUAAUAAUUGUCUAAGCGAAAUUCCCCAAUUCUUCGCGGGAAGCAAUGUCCUAAUUACAGGUGGUUCUGGUUUCCUCGGCAUACUUCUAAUAGAGAAAUUAUUACGAUGCUGUCCGGAUAGGAAGCUAUACAUGUUUAUGAGAGCAAAAAAAAAUAAAUCAUCUGAACAAAGAUUCAAGGAGCAUUUUGAUAAUAUUAUUUAUGAUAGAUUAAAGAAAGAGCAGCCUAACUUUAACAAAAAAGUAAUAAUGAUAGAAGCUGAAUUAAGCAAGUUGGAUCUCGGAUUAUCAGAGGAAAAUCGAAAAUGUCUUUUAGACGUAAACGUAAUUUUCCAUGUGGCGGCAACUGUACGAUUUAAUGAAUCAAUUCGUAUCGCGGUGGACAUAAAUGUAAGAGGAACGAAGCAGCUUCUUCUCUUCGCUAAAGAAAUGCCGAAUUUAAAAGCAUUCGUCUAUAUAUCCACUGCAUUUUCUUAUUGUGUAAAUAAUUUUAUUGAAGAAAAAUUUUAUCCUCCACCUAUAGAAACGGAAAAGGUCUUAACUUUACUUGACAUCUUGGACGAUGAACAAUUGGACAAACUCGCGCCUACAUUGCUAGGUAAAUGGCCAAAUUCGUAUGCAUAUACAAAGGCGAUUGCUGAAUAUACUGUUAGACAAUACAGUAUCGGAAUUCCAGUCUGUAUCAUACGACCUUCGAUUGUAACAUCAACGGUUGAAGAGCCCGUGCCUGGAUGGAUUAACAAUUUUUACGGAGCGGUGGGCGUAGUUAUGGGCAGUGCUAUAGGUUUAUUGCGUACUUUACAUUGUGAUCCUGACAAAGUGGCAGAGAUAGUGCCCGCUGAUUAUGUCAUUUCGCAUUUCAUCGCCGCAAGUUGGGAUACCGCUAAAAGAAGAAAUACUCUAUUGAGCAUCGAGAAUGCUAAUCCGGAUGUUCCAGCAACUGAGAGGACACCGAUUUACAAUUACGUAUCGAUUUCAAAUCCCAUCACCUGGAGAAGAUUUAUGAAAAUAAAUGAGAUAUAUGGUAUGCAGGUACCAAGUACACAUGUUCUCUGGUACUACAUGCUUUUCCUAAAUAAACAUAAAUUCGUGCACGAUAUUUGUGUCAUAUUUCUGCACAUGAUACCUGCUAUGAUAGUCGACACUGUACUCUUUCUCAGCGGCCGAAAACCAAUGCUAUUGAAAGCAUAUAGGAAGAUAAACACAUUUUCGUCUAUUAUAUCGUAUUUUUCGUCACAAGAAUGGCGCUUCAAUAACGAUUCCGUUGUAAAGCUCUGGAAUCGUAUGAAUCCAGCCGAUCGCAAGAUUUUCAAUUUCGACAUGGAUAAUUUAAAUUGGGAAUCGUAUCUCAAACACAUGAUACCUGGUUUGCGCAUAUAUAUAGCUAACGAUCCAAUGGAGACCUUAGAGCAAGGACGACAGAAUACAGAAGGUGAAUUGAAAAUGUGCCAUUAUACUUUAACAGUUUUAACGAUUUUAUUAGUAUGGGGCAUCAUAAGCUUAAUAAAUUAUAUAAUGUUGUAUUUCUUGUAGAAAUGCGUUAAAAAAUUUUUUAUUUAAUAGCAAUAAAUUAUU